Symbiodinium natans is the source of this 522-nucleotide messenger RNA. NCBI's taxonomy places the organism in Eukaryota, Dinophyceae, Suessiales, Symbiodiniaceae. The record is from the annotation of a GenBank genome assembly.
AUGCUUGCUGUUAUUGUUUACCCAACCGGCCAGGUAGUCCUGGACGACUUGGGUUGCCACAAAGGCUUGGCAAAAGACACUGAGGCGUUCGCAGACUUGCUGCUGCAGUGCACUGCUUUUGAUGCAGAAUGGGAUGACACCGACGAGUGGAACGCCUUAACGUUGCAGGCAGUCGCAUAUUUGAGGCAGGACCUGAAGGCGGAGGCCUUCGUAGCGAGCGCUGAGUCCAAUACUUUCGCAGCAGUGCGCAAGAAGGCAUCAGUCUUGCGUCGCCGCUUGGGUGGUGAACGGGCCGCUGGACCAACUGCAGGCUCGCUGGAGGAGGAAGGCAUCUGCAUGCCCGGUGUGCUUUCAAUGAACACCCGCGUGCAGUGUCCUGUCUGCAUGGUCAUGCAACAGGAGUUGCUUCGAUGCCCACAAUGCCGCAAUGUUGGCUACUGCAGCAUGCAGCAUCUGCAAGAGGAUGCUCCCCGACACAGUGUCUGGUGCUCCUCGAGAGCCGAGACACCGUCGGUGAAUUAG